UCCAAAAAAUAAGUCGGCUCUGUAUAUUAAGUAAAGUGUUGUUUUUUAUAUUAAUGAUUAAAUAUUACUAAAAAGUAGCUGGUUUAUAACAAAGUAAAUUCAGAAAAAAAUAUCUUUGUUAAUAAUUGAAUAAAUCGUAAUCAAAAUGUUAACAAAUUUCGAGUCGAAAUCUGCGCGUGUUAAAGGUCUAUCAUUUCAUCCCAAACGCCCUUGGAUUCUAGCAACAUUACACAGUGGAAUAAUUCAACUAUGGGAUUACCGAAUGCAUACAUUGCUUGAAAAGUUUGAUGAACACGAAGGUCCUGUAAGAGGAAUAAAUUUUCAUUGUCAGCAACCAUUAUUCGUUUCUGGAGGAGAUGAUUUCAAAAUUAAAGUGUGGAAUUAUAAGCAACGCAAAUGUAUUUUUACAUUAUUAGCUCAUUUAGACUACGUACGUACUGUGGUAUUCCAUCGCGAAUACCCUUGGAUCUUAAGUGCAUCUGACGACCAAACUAUACGAAUUUGGAACUGGCAAUCAAGGAAUUGUAUAUGUACCUUAACUGGACAUAAUCAUUAUGUUAUGUGUGCUCAGUUCCAUCCAACAGAGGAUCAAAUUGUUUCUGCUUCCCUUGAUCAGACUGUAAGAGUAUGGGAUAUUUCUGGAAUUGCAAGUAGAGAUGGAAUGAAAGGAUUAAAAAAAAAAGUUUUCUCGUCAGGAAAUAAUGCUUUGGAGGAUCACAUUAAAUCUCCAAGUGGUGGAACAGAUUUAUUUGGGCAAGCUGAUGCAGUUGUUAAACAUGUACUAGAAGGUCAUGAUCGUGGUGUUAAUUGGGCAAGUUUUCAUCCUAGUUUACCAUUAAUUGCUUCGGGAGCUGAUGAUAGACAAGUAAAACUUUGGAGAAUGAAUGAAUAUAAAGCUUGGGAAGUUGAUACAUGUCGCGGACAUUAUCAUAAUGUUUCUUGUGUAAUAUUUCAUCCACGUCAGGAUUUAAUAAUUUCAAAUAGUGAAGAUAAAAGUAUCAGGGUAUGGGAUAUGACAAAAAGGCAAUGCCUAUUUACAUUCCGUAGGGAUCUAGAGCGAUUUUGGAUAUUAGCUGCACAUCCAACUUUGAAUUUGUUUGCUGCUGGUCAUGAUGGUGGUAUGAUAGUGUUUAAAUUAGAAAGAGAAAGGCCAGCUUACACUGUACAUGGAAAUAUUUUAUAUUAUGUGAAGGAUCGUUUCCUUCGCAAACUAGAUUUGACCACUACAAAGGAUACAGUAGUAAUGCAACUGAGAGGAAGUGGAAGCGGAAAGAACCCACCCGUUCAUAGCAUUUCAUAUAAUCCAGCAUUGAAUGCAGCGUUAGUUUGCACACGUACAAGUAAUUUAGAAAACUGUACUUAUGAUUUGUAUAGCUUGCCAUCAAAAGAUUCAGAAAAUCAGAGCUCCGAAUCAGAUAGCAAAAGGUCCUCAGGUAUUACGGCAAUUUGGGUGGCAAGAAAUCGUUUUGCAGUGUUAGAUCGUCACAAUCAAUUGGCUAUCAAGAACUUUAAAAAUGAAGUUACAAAAAAAAUUCCAAUGUUUUGUGAAGAAAUUUUUUAUGCUGGUACAGGCAUGCUUUUAAUCCGCGACCCUGAUUAUGUUACGUUAUAUGAAGUUCAAAGAUUAAUUGCAGUGGGAACAAUAAAAUUAGCUAAGUGUAGAUAUGUUGUGUGGUCCAGCGAUAUGGUACUUCUCGCACUUUUAUGCAAACAUUCAGUCACUAUUUGUGAUCGUCGCCUUCAACCAUUGUGUACCAUACAAGAAAAUACCAGAGUUAAAUCAGGUGCAUGGGAUGAGUCUGGAGUUUUCAUUUACACAACUAGCAAUCACAUAAAAUAUGCUAUACCAAAUGGUGAUCAUGGAAUAAUUCGCACACUUGAUUUGCCUAUUUAUUUAACCAAAAUAAAGGGUAAUCAAGUUUUUUGUUUGGAUCGUGAAUGUAGAUCACGUGUUUUAAAUAUUGAUCCCACUGAAUUUAAAUUUAAAUUGGCUCUUAUUAAUCGUAAAUAUGAUCAAGUACUCCAUAUGGUACGAAACGCACGUUUAGUUGGUCAGAGUAUUAUAGCGUAUCUUCAACAAAAGGGAUAUCCGGAGGUAGCAUUACAUUUUGUUAAAGAUGAAAAAACUAGAUUUACUUUGGCUUUGGAGUGUGGUAAUAUUGAGAUAGCUUUGGAGGCUGCCAAGGCUCUCGAUGAAAAAACUUGUUGGGAUAGAUUAGGACAAGCUGCUUUAAUGCAAGGGAAUCAUCAAGUUGUCGAAAUGUGCUAUCAAAGAACUAAAAAUUUCGAUAAAUUAUCAUUUUUAUAUUUAAUAACUGGAAAUCUUGAGAAACUAAAAAAAAUGAAUAAAAUCGCUGAAAUUCGAAAAGAUGUAUCAGCUCAGUAUCAAGGUGCACUCUUGUUAGGAGAUAUUAGGGAAAGAGUGAAUAUUUUAAAAAAUUGUGGGCAGACAUCAUUGGCUUAUCUGACUGCAGCAACACAUCAUGUGAAAGAUGAAGCGGACACUCUAAGAGAGGAACUGAAAGCAUCUGGAAAUCCAUUACCUGCCAUAAAACCAGGUGCCCAAUUUUUUGUUCCUCCUGUUCCGGUCCAGCAAACGGAAACUAAUUGGCCUCUUCUAACAGUAUCAAAAGGAUUUUUCGAAGGUGUUGUUCUUCCUAAAGAUAAAAGAAUAUUGGAAGCAGCCAAUAUUAGUAUUGCGACGAUUGAUGAAGGUCCUACCGAUGGUUGGGGCGCUGAUGCCGAUUUAGAUUUGGAUGAAGAAAAUGGCGAUGAUGAUAUUAUUGUCAAAGACAAUCCUGAAGAUGCUGAAGGUGCUGGCUGGGAUGUCGGUGAUGAGGAUUUAGUUGUACCAGACGAAAUUGCCCAAAAAAUAAAAUCGGUAGCUAAAUCUGGUGAUUACUAUGCUGUUCCAACUAGAAAUAAGUCUCCAGCACAACACUGGUCCAAUAGUUCGCAAUUAGUGAUUGAUCAUAUUAAAGGCGGUUCUUUUGAAAGUGCUUUUAGAUUGUUAAAUGAGCAAAUUGGGGCUGUUAAUUUCCAGCCGUUCAAAUCAAUUUUUUUGCAAAUAUUCGCAGCAUCAAAAACCAAGUUUCCAGGAUUGCCCAAUAUGACUUCUUUAAAUGCAUAUCCUUUACGUAACUGCAAAGAAACAAAUAUGAGCAAUAGUAGGCCAGCUUUAAGCGUUAAACUGAAUGAUUUGGUUCAAAGAUUGCAAGUGUGUUAUCAAUUAACAACGGGUGGUAAAUUUGUGGAUGCAAUACAAAAAUUCCAAUCAAUUUUACAUAAUGUUCCAUUAAUUGUCGUUGAUACAAAACAGGAAGUGGCUGAAGCACAACAGUUACUUAAAAUAUGUAGCGAUUAUAUAAUUGGAUUAAAAAUGGAAACUGCUAGAAAAGCUCUACCAAAAGCAACAUUAGAUGAACAAAAAAGAUUAUGUGAAAUGGCUGCAUAUUUUACCCAUUGUAAAUUACAACCAGUACAUCAAAUUCUAACUCUAAGAACCGCAUUAAAUAUGUUCUUUAAAUUGAAAAAUUAUAAAACAGCCGCAUCUUUUGCCAGACGAUUAUUAGAGAUGGGACCCCGACCAGAAGUAGCACAACAAGCUAGAAAAAUUCUUCAAGCUUGUGAAGUAAAUCCAACUGAUGAACAUGAACUAUUAUAUGAUGAAUUUAAUCCUUUCGAUAUUUGUGCUAUAAGUUUCAAACCGUUAUAUCGAGGAAAAGCACAAGAAAAAUGUCCAUUCUGUUCUGCGUCAUUUGAUCCUAAAUAUAAGGGAGCUUUAUGUACUGUAUGUGAAAUCAGUGAAGUUGGAAAAUCAGUAUCUGGGUUGAAAAUUUCAAAUAUUCAUGUUAGAUAAAUAUUAUUGUACGAUUUCAAUUAAAAAUUAUUUUAUGUUUAGUUUUACAAUACGUUUAAAUAAAAAAAAAAUUGUUAAAUUUAUAAAAAUUUAAUAAUAAUGGAAAGCGAAAUAUUUUAAACAACCCAUAGUAAACAACUUUUUUUUAAAUAAAUUUUUUUUUUCAUAAAUACGAUAAAAAUAAUCUAUUAUGUUAAUCUAUAUUAUUCUAUAAAAAUAAAGGA
Condylostylus longicornis is the source of this 4083-nucleotide messenger RNA. RefSeq names its product coatomer subunit alpha (gene alphaCOP). The coding region runs from base 146 to 3859 and encodes 1237 amino acids. Gene Ontology annotation, cellular component: COPI vesicle coat. The transcript has 4 exons. The record is from RefSeq and is a predicted model, not a curated record. Gene Ontology annotation, molecular function: structural molecule activity; protein binding. Lineage: Eukaryota; Metazoa; Arthropoda; Insecta; Diptera; Dolichopodidae. Gene Ontology annotation, biological process: retrograde vesicle-mediated transport, Golgi to endoplasmic reticulum; intracellular protein transport; intra-Golgi vesicle-mediated transport.